CGGGCUCGGGCUCGGGCUCGGGCUCGGGCUCGGGCUCGGGCUCGGGCUCGGGCUCGGGCUCGGGCUCGGGCUCGGGCUCGGGCUCGGGCUCGGGCUCGGGCUCGGGGGGGUCCCCAGCGCCCCCGGCCCCGCCUCUGCCCCGCCCGGCCCGGGGCGGGUCCCGCCGCUUCUCCACCUCCUGCGUGCCGCGGACAUGGCGGAGCUGGAGGUGGGGCAGCACUGCGGGGUGCCGGAUUGCCGCCAGCUCGAUUUUCUUCCCUUUGUUUGUGAUGGCUGUUCAGGUAUCUUUUGCCUUCAGCACAGGAGCCGGGAUGCUCAUGGGUGUUCUGAGGUGAAUAUAAGAAACAGUUCUGUGAAACAUGAUCAGCACAAAUCUUACCCAUGCUCAUACAAGGACUGCAAUGGAAAGGAGCUUUUGCCAGUGUUAUGUCCCUACUGUGAAAAACAUUUUUGUCUCAAACAUCGUCAUCAAUCAGACCAUGAAUGUGAGAAGCUGGACACACCGAAACCUCGAAUGGCUGCCACCCAGCAGCUUGUUCAACAAAUUAUAGAUUCUAAAAAAAGUGAUGAAGUGAAAAGCAAAAAACGUAAAGGAGCAAAAAGCAGUGAGACAGCAGCAAAAGUGGCUUUAAUGAAACUGAAAAUGCAUGCGUGUGGGGACAAGUCCUUGCCUCAGACAGAAAGAAUUUACUUUCAAGUACUUUUACCAAAAGGGAGCAAAGAGAAAAGCAAACCUAUGUUCUUUUGCAGUAAAUGGAGUAUUGGCAAAGUAGUGGAUUUUGCAGCUUCCUUAGCAAGCCUCAAAAAUGACAACAACAAAUCAACAUCCCAAAAACUGAGAUUAUGCCAUACUGCCUCUGGAGAAGCCUUGCCAUUUGAGCACACACUGGAAACAUGGCUAUCUGAUAAAGACUAUCCACUGUACAAUGGAGGGAAUAUAAUUCUGGAGUAUCUUGAUAAUGAUGUUCUGUUUAUAGAAGAUACAGAAUCCUACUUUAGUUAG
This is a messenger RNA of Cinclus cinclus, 1003 nucleotides long. It is a transcript of the gene ZFAND1, whose product is annotated as zinc finger AN1-type containing 1. Bases 194 to 1003 code for a protein of 269 amino acids. NCBI's taxonomy places the organism in Eukaryota, Metazoa, Chordata, Aves, Passeriformes, Cinclidae. Gene Ontology annotation, molecular function: zinc ion binding. Gene Ontology annotation, biological process: cytoplasmic stress granule disassembly. The record is from RefSeq and is a predicted model, not a curated record. The transcript has 8 exons. Gene Ontology annotation, cellular component: cytoplasmic stress granule; cytoplasm.